This is a messenger RNA of Alosa alosa (allis shad), 7004 nucleotides long. RefSeq names its product zinc finger protein 592 (gene znf592). The record is from RefSeq and is a predicted model, not a curated record. The coding region runs from base 1348 to 5166 and encodes 1272 amino acids. NCBI's taxonomy places the organism in Eukaryota, Metazoa, Chordata, Actinopteri, Clupeiformes, Clupeidae. The transcript is spliced from 9 exons.
UUAAGGGUACUUUAUUCAAGCCAGUCUUAACCAAAUCAGUAAUAGCUCAUUACUUCACAACUCGCAUUGGUGAUAUUUCGGACCAGACAGGCAUAUUUUAAGACAAGCUGUAAGUGGCAGUGUGAGUGAUAAUUUCUAGACGGGUCUGUUAAUUAAAGUCAGAUAUUAUUUAAAUCUGCUGCAGUAGCCUACGUGCAAGGAUAACUUUUACAAUACACGCGGGGUUAUCUCAUAUGUUUAUUUUGGGAUUAAUGCAGUAGCUGGAUGUAAUUACAACACAGCGAAGGGGUCCUUAAUUGAGCAAGCAGGCAGUAGAUGGACAGGAGCAUAGCCAGGCAAAUGCCAGGCAUAAACGCGAACUGUAAACAACUAGUAGAGAUAGCUAGCUAGUUAGCACUAGCUGCUAGUCUUUAUUAAAAUAGAAACACGUUUUAUAAUCUUUUUUCGAGUGUGUGAUCUAUGUUGCACUGUGGAGCUUUAGUGUUUGUCGUUAGUAUUGUCCCUAGUGUAAAUUCAAUACAUGUAAGAGCCAGCCUGGCGGAAUGACUUCAACUAGCUAGCUUGAAACCAUAGCUGGCUAGAUGGGGAAGCUAGGUAUCCUGCUAGCAGUAACUUUAUGUUAUUAAAUUGUUAUGAAGUAGUCGGCUGUGCUCGUAGCCUUUAGAUGUUUUGGAAGCUGAUACAUUUCACUGCUUUUCGUUUAACGGUAAGAUUGGUUUCGUGGUGUAAUUGCGGUUAACGUUAUAACCAAAGGGUUCCUGUCCAGCUACGGUUCACUUGCUCGUUAGCUGGUAUCAGUUACGUUAACGCUAACGUUAGCUAACUCGCUAGGUGGCUACGUUUGUCGGUGUUUUGCAGCUGUGUUGAAGAAGCCUGCUUGUUAAAUAAUGGCAUACUCCUGCGAUGGUGUCAAAUAACAAUAAGAGGUUUAUUUCUUGUGUACAAUAAUCAUUAUCUAGCCAUAGAAGAGCAAACGUCGUGGCCAAUAAACGUAUUUUUCUAGCAGCUCCACAAUGACUUGUCUGGGUAGCUAACGUUAGCUUGAUCCUAUGCGAAUGGAUAGCAAAUAAAUGGGCGAAACAUGAAUACUAUGAGUGAAACAUUCAGUGGCGCUAGCUGUCAAAGAGAAAUGUCAUGAGGUAGAAGCUGUGGCUUUUACAACUUCGCGUUUUUCUCGUCAUUAGCCCCGUUUUAUACAUACCAAGCGUUGUGGUCAACGUUUUGUAUUAUUAACAUAAUGCCACGCAUCCACUCAGACCCCAGGUUUGACAACAGCAUCAUUAUCAUCUUUACAGAAGUGCAUCGGUGAAUAAGCAAAUUUCAGAUGUUUGUUUUAAGCUCUCCAAAAUGGGUGACAUGAAGACCCCAGACUUUGAUGACCUCUUGGCGGCUUUUGACAUCCCUGAUGCCACUGGUCUGGAUGCCAAAGAAGCCAUCCCGGAGAGUCACGAUGAGACAGAGAGUCACCUCAAGCACUCAGGGAUGUGCAUGGAUGACAAUGUCUCUCUUUCACACUCUGCAUGUGCAACUGACGUACCUGCUGUCAGUGUCAUCGUGAAAAACACUAGCCGACAGGAGUCAUAUGAAUCUGUGACGGAGAAAGACAACCCACAUUUUGGGAACCUGUUACAGAAUGGCUUUAGGGGGGCUGUAGGACCUCUUGACACACACCAUGCAGAUCACAGCAGCUUUUCUAAAGUUGAUAGCCUGUCCACAAAUGGAGACUGCUCCAAAAGUUCCUUAGAAAAAGGCCCGUCUCAAUACAAGGCCGAAAGACUGUCAUCGUUUGCAAAGUCGUUGCCCCAGUUUAGUCCUAUAUCCAGUCCAGAGUCUGAGGAUAUGCAGACCAAUGGUGUAGUUGAUGGCCCAAAGCAAACAGAGGCAACCUUUUACCCAGCUGGCUCCUUUUUUGCACCUGCAGACACCCCUGUGCCUGACAAUCAAAGAAGAAAACAGCCCUACAGCUUGAUUGACCAGUGCCAUGAUCAAGACCCCCUUAAUGAAACUGUGAAUGUUGUGAAGACAGGCAGCAUGUCCAACAGGGAGGACAUGAAAUUUGACUAUAGUGUGCAAGAUCGGCAAAAAACGGUGUCUGUUUGUGAUGCUACAGAUGUGCCCAUGAAGGACCACCAAAAUAACAUUGGUGAGAGAAAUAAGCAUCCUGUUUUUGAGACAAACACAACCUUAUCUCGGAAAAGUGUCAAACCGCCGUCCUCUAAAUUAUCCUCUUGCCUUGAGGCACUGGAAGCUCUGAAUGCCAGACAUGAUUCAAGUGAAGUAAUCAGUAGGGACAUGUCCAUGCCUCUAAAUGAAACGGUGAAGGCCAGCCCGAAAGUGCCCAUUUCACCGAGGAGCCCCUGCAGUCCUCUCGAAGUCGUGAAGCAGCGUCUGAGCAAACAACCCGACAGUCCCAUGAGCAUCUGCAGUGACAGCAGUGGUAAAGCCUCUCCCGCACUGGCGCCCAGCUCCUCUCCAGCCAUACCUAGAGUUAGAAUAAAGACCAUCAAGACCUCAUCUGGCCAGAUCAAGAGAACCGUUACCAGUGUUUUGCCUGACUCGGAGGCAGAAGACCUGAACUCCUCCAUUGAGUGGUCUCCAGCUCCUUCCUCUAUUGAAGAGUACCCGUCCAAGACAACACCCGUACACCCCUCCCCCGACGUGACCAGCGAUGUCAUGUUUGAAACGGAAAAGAACUGCUCCCCAAGGGCCCUUUCAACAGUGGCCCGGUUGACAAAAAGCAAGACGUCAGGGGGCUCCAAGAAGUCGUCCCUUUCACAGAACGCUGGUGGCAGUGCUAAAAGAACUACACAGGGACAGAAGCAAAGAAAGGGAUCCUCAAGCCAAGGAGGUGGUGCUCCGAACACUGGCUUCCUCCCUAAAGCCUUACACCUUGCUAACCUAAACUUAGUACCCCACAGUGUCGCUGCUUCUGUCGCCGCCAGGUCAUCCUCGCAAAGACAGGGCCAGUCCCAGCUGUCUUCCUCAGUGGUAUGCAGUGGCGUUCCUUUGGUUCACCAGGUUAAAAAGGCAGCCCCAAAUUCACGGGCUGUGCUUCCCAACACUGCUGCCAUGACACUGAACAGGUUGUUGAAUUACUCCAACCCUGUCCCGACGUACGUACCUAACCUAAACCCUCCACCCGAGUGCAAUGUCAGCCUGCCGGCUCACGGCUACAGCUGUGCCGAGUGUGGUGACUCUUUUGGGCUGCAGAAGAGCCUUGCGGGCCACUAUGGCCGGAAGAGCGUUCACAUCGAAGUGACUUGCACCCACUGCGCCAAGACGCUAGUUUUCUUCAACAAGUGCGCCUUGCUGGCUCACGCGCGAGAGCACAAGAACAAAGGCAUUGUGAUGCAGUGCACGCAGCUCUUCAUGAAGCCAAUUCCUGUCGACCAGAUGUUCUCUCCGUCCGGAGCAGAGCGCCAUCUGCCUGUAAGCUCACCGGCCUCUUCUUCUGCGCAGUCUGUCAGAAGCCAGCCAGUCAUGCCCCUCUAUCAAGACCGGAUCAUCCGCCACGGACUGAAAUGCCUGGAGUGCAACAAGCAGAUGUCUGAUUAUAAAGCGCUUGCAGGUCACUACCAGAGGUUAUCAGAGGAGAAUGAUGGACUGAUGUGCAAGGUGUGCACCAUGCUCUUGCCCAACAAGUGCAGCUUCAAGGCCCAUCAACGAAUCCAUACCCACAAGUCUCCCUACUGUUGCCCUGAAUGUGGAGCUGUUAGCCGUUCUGUGGACAUACAGAAACAUGUCAAGGAGAAUUGCCUUCACUACUGUCGGAAGGUUGGAUACAAGUGUAUCCAUUGUGAAAUGCUCUAUGUAUCAUUUACUGUUCUCAAGAGCCACAUUGAGGAGAAGCAUUGUGAAGUAUUCUACAAGUGCACCGCCUGCCCAGUUGCCUUCAAAACAUCUGAUGGCUGUGGGACCCACAUCAAGAAUAAGCAUAACGACAGCACAUUGUCUCCACAGAUAAUAUAUAAGUGUUGCUGUGAGACUGUUUUCAAGAAGAAGCAAUUGUUGUUUCAACACUUCAGUCAACGUGCCAAAAAGCUUGCUGCCUGUGUUUUCAAGUGCCCUGAAUGCACGGCGUUCUUUAUGCAGAAACAGCUGUUGGUGCAGCAUUUCAAGGACAUUCAUGGUGGAGUCUUCAGAGGAGAAGCAGCAAGAAGCACAAAACAAGUGGAGGCGAGUCCCCAGCGGCAGGAGCCCUCCAUUGCAGUGCCACAGCCGCGGGUCAGCCUCCCUGCCGACGUAGGACUCAAGAGGGAGAACCCGCCGGCGCGCAAGUCCAGCAGUGCCACUGGCGGCGGUAAGAAGAACGCCGGCUGGACGUGCGGAGAGUGCCUGCUCUGGCUGCCCGACAGGGACACCUACGUCACUCACAUGAAGACCAGUCAUGGCAAGUCAGUCAAAAGGCAUCCCUGUCGACAGUGUGAUCGGUCCUUCAAUUCCUCCAUGAGUCUCAGGCGACACAUUCGCAACGACCAUGACGGCAAGAAGAAAGUUUAUACAUGCUGGUAUUGCACAGACGAGAAGCUGACCUUCACCAAACACUUUAUGCUGAAGAACCAUAUCAGCCUGAUGCAUGGAAUCAAAAAUCCAGACUUUAGUCAGAUGUCCAAGGUGGCACCUCAGGAGACAAACAAGCCCUCAAGAGAGGCUGCAAAGAGAAGUGCCGAGGAGAUGCAGGUGGGGGGAAGUGCCGGUCCCCCCCAAGAUGGCUCCUCAGCAAAGCGCCCAAAGCCCCAGUUCCGCUGUUCCAAGUGUGGAUUCAGCACGCAUGACCAGGGUCUCUUCCUGGAGCACAUACCUCAACACAAGACCCACCCUGACACUCCCCAGUGCCGGAACUGCGGCCUCUGUUUCACCUCGCAGCUCGCUCUGAGUAGACACCUCUUCAUCGUCCACAAAGUCAAGGAGCCGGAGAAUAAGGAAGAGGAGGAGAAAGACAUGCAAAAUCACAAGCCUGAGGAGAAGGUACCGGAGGCGCUCAGUGCUGAAAAGCCAAUGGAGGGGGCACAGUCAUCGGAGGACAGCGCAUCCACAGUUACCCAGGAAACUACCCGAUUACAUUGUAACAAAUGCAGUGAGACUUUUGUUAAGGAGUCUUCAUAUGACCUCCACAUGCAGACUCAUGAAAUGAGUGGGGCAUCAUCGUCAGAUGGAGCAAAUUAACAUUGAGAGAGACUUCCAACCACCCAGAAGCUGCUACCAUCUUUUUCUUUUUCUGGAGUGAAGUGAUUACUUAAGAAACUUCUUUGCAAAGUAUGCAGCUACGAUAUGUGGUACUUAAAACGUGUUGCCUUACAGUAAAUGCAGAUGUCUAGUUUACUUAUGAACAGUUUUGUCAGAAGGAUAAUUUCAGUUCAAAAGGUGCACUGAAAAUGGUGCAGAUGAACACAGUUUAGUAUGAUGUGGAUGCAGUGAGUCCUGUGAGUUUUGUCUUUUGUAUUUUGACUUUUAUGUGUACAGAAUAUUGGUGUGUGUACAUGUGUAUAUACAUAAUCCUGUAUCUAUGUCUCCUUAGUGUGUGUUGAGGAUAAUCGUAAAUUAUUUUCUUUACAUUUACGUCCAUGAUUAUAAUACAUGUAUUUUGAAAUAUAGCAGAACAAAUGUUUUUGGUACAUAGCAACACAGCUGUCCAGGCGCAACAUUUUAUAUGAAUUGUAUAUUGUAAGAAACUAUUGGUCAGUCAUUGGGCACUUCAGAGACAGUUUUCAGGGUCACCAAAGAUCUGUCAUCAAAGAUAAUUUAGAAUGGAGGUUGAUUUCAUCAGAUAUGUAUCACGGGACUUUUGCCAUAGUUAUGUCGGCUUGUGCAAUUGGUAGCCAUAUUAUGUAUUGAAAGUUAUUGUUACUGACUUAAAGUAACAGAUUUAUUAUGUCCAAGUGUAGGUUAUUUAGAAUAAUGCAAUUUGCCCAUGAUGAAUACAGGAAUGAGAUUUAGCAGUAUUUGACUAUUUGGGAUGAGUGAUUCCCCAAAUUCUAACAUGGUGUCUCUAACCCAGGUAUUUGAUCUCAGAGAAAAUGUGUUUUUGUGCUCAUUCCAUAUUAGAAAAAGUUGUCUAUUCAAAUUGAGCCACUCACAAUCAAAAGUAGCACUUUUGCAGUUAGAUAUAGUAGAAUAGCUUUACAGUAGUUUUUUUGUUAUGCACAUCAUGCUUUAUUGUCCCAUUGUUCACCUUGAUGUUGGUGUUUUUAUGGGUAAUAUUCAGAAAUAUCAGUUUUAUUUUAUUCUUAGAGGCCUCAGUAGUUUGGGUUCAUCCUUGUGUGGUUUCGUUGAUGUUGACAUGCUGGUGUUGCAUUCAGUAUGUUGACAUAAACCGUAUGGUCCGCCUACUCUAAUCUACUUUUUUGGCUGAUUGUUGGGUUGUCAGUGAAGAAUCAUGUGGUGAACCAAGGCAGAAAUGUUGCUCUCUGUAACUGUAUGCUGUGUUGAAAACAAGAUUUACUAUUGAGGAUACAUGUAUGUGUGGUUCUGCAGUAUAUGUGAGUCCAUCUGGUAGUCCUGCCUCCAAGGUGUACUGCAGUGGUCUGAAUUUGAGUACAAGUUGUCUUGAGCAUUUAGACUGUUCUAGGGUAGUGGUAAAUGGAGUUAUUUUUAAGGAUAUGUUAUCUCCCAUACUACUCAAUUUUAUAAAUUACUUUGGAGAUGUAUAUUUAUGGUCACAUUGACUGCACAUUGUCAUUUCUUUUCUAUUUAAGUGUGUGUCUAUCUAUCAACCAUUGCCGUCAUCCCUAAGAACGUAGAUCAACUUUCUACAAAAUGACUCCCUUAAAUCUUUAACAUACUGUUUUUAUACUGCCCAAUAAGAGAAACUUUGUACUUUUGAUAAUAUACACAAUAAUAUCAAAGACUUCAAUCUAAUCCAUGUACAGCCGUAAUGCAAUCUCAAGGUCUGUCAUCGGAAGCUUUUCAUAAGCCAUCAUAUAUCUAUUUAACCUGCAUUGGUCAUUGAGCCUUGCUGGUAUGUUUACUUCAGAUUACUGCAAAUAAAACUCAUAUGUCUGUAA